Penicillium angulare is the source of this 1434-nucleotide messenger RNA. It is a transcript of the gene nsdD, whose product is annotated as GATA-type sexual development transcription factor NsdD. Lineage: Eukaryota; Fungi; Ascomycota; Eurotiomycetes; Eurotiales; Aspergillaceae. Bases 1 to 1434 code for a protein of 477 amino acids. Gene Ontology annotation, biological process: regulation of DNA-templated transcription. The transcript is spliced from 4 exons. The record is from RefSeq and is a predicted model, not a curated record. Gene Ontology annotation, molecular function: zinc ion binding; sequence-specific DNA binding.
AUGGGGUCUUUGGAAGCCGCCCCUAGGCACAGAGACCCUUUACCUGCCAUCGGUUUCUUAGGCAAGGACGGUUCAGGGUAUACACCCAACCACUCAUCGAUCGCGUCUCCCUCCCCUCUCCUAUCUCCCAACAACAUGUACGCCGGACAACAGUUACCUUAUUCCUACGCGCCGCCUGCCACCAAUGCUCCCCCUCAACCCGGAUACAUUUCACCACCAGAGUCGCGUCGAGUGUUGGAGGAAGAAAAGGACAAGGCUGCCUCAAGACAGUCGCUCCCAUCUAUACACGAAGCCCUGGGAAAAGAUCCUCACCUCCCAUACCCAGCACCUACCUCCGCACCACCUCAACAACCCGGCCAUGCUGCGCCGCCAUCACACCUCAUCGGCCGACCAGGCGCAGAGGGUCCCGCCGGUCCUCCCAAUCCAUUCUCCAACGGCCCAGCUUCAGGAUCGCUGAUGCGAGAACCAACAUACCCUCACCAAUCUCAGCUUCAGACGGAUCCAUCGCGCAACAGCCUCGUCUCGGUCAAUACACAAGAAUCCCGAAACGCGUCGCUUCACUCCCUCAGCACCGGCAAAUCGCCCACCCAGAGCGCCAAAACCGGUAUCACAUCAGUCUCUGGGUCACAAAAUUCCGCCUACGAUUACAGUGCGCCUCCAUCUGCUGGGAGCGUGGCUUCUCCAAAUGGCUACAGUCAUUUUCCUCCUAAUUAUUCCUUUUCGCAACCGAGUGGCCCGUCAUACCCUCCCACGUCUUACGAUAAUCGCCCAUACAUGGGAGCGCCACGUGUGGAAGAAGUCAAAGGUGGAUUUGUGGGUCGUCCCAUGCCUGGUCAACCUCACAGUGACUCGGUGAAACGACAUCUAGAAGUCUACGAUGUGGAGACAUCUUUGAAUGAGAUCGUCGAGAUGAGCACACGAACAUUGGAAUUUUCACGGCACUACGCUGCCCGGGCUCAUCAAACACAACGGUCUGGACCGGUCAUGGGCUCAUUGCCCUCGCUCAACGAAGUGGAGGACAUUCUCCAUAUGCAGCGUCGGAACCAAGAUGCUUUGAUACGGAUACGGACGGCCGUGGUGAACCAGGAACAGGCACUAGCAGAAAUGGCCCAACGAAAGGCCUACAAGCCCGAGGACGAACACAUGGCUGGAGGAUUGUACCAAGAAGACUUCAAAGGUACGGGUGGGUUCGCUGGAGCGGACUCAAAGAAACGGCGUGGAAAAGCGGCCCCUCCUGGUCGUUGCCACAGUUGUAACCGAGCCGAAACACCAGAAUGGCGUCGGGGUCCAGAUGGUGCCCGAACGCUGUGUAACGCAUGUGGUUUGCACUACGCCAAGCUGACACGCAAAAUGGGCGCCAACAAGGCGGCAACCCUGGGAUCGAAUCUGAAGCCCAAGUCGAUCCUUGAUUCCGCCUCUCCAACCAGUCAUUAA